UUGAAUGUGGUGUGGAUGCUCAGUCAGUCCAGAUUUGUCACUUUGCGGAUGAGAUCAUCCUCAUGUCUGGAGCAGACCCGCAGCUUUGUGCGGGCGGGCGGACCACGCCCCGGCCCCGGCGUGCAUGUGCACCAGGCUGGGGUUAGCACAGAGCUGCUACAUCCGGGCGCUCUGCUCGGUUUACAAGCCCCUGCGAAGAUGGCGACUUCAGGGAGGAGUGCAUUAUUAUCCUCCACCUCAACUGGACCUAAGAGCACACUGGAGAACUCCAACCCAGAAGAGGAUGACGGGCAGAACUUGUGGUCGACCAUCCUGAGUGAAGUAUCAACCCAUUCAAGAUCGAAGCUACCGUCCGGGAAAAAUGUCCUGGUUAUGGGUGAAGUGGGAUCGGGGAAGACCACCUUGGUUGCUAAGCUACAGGGAGUUGAAGAGUAUAUGAAAGGGCGUGGUCUGGAGUACCUCUACUUCAGUGUCCAUGACGACGACAUUGAUGAUCAAACCAGGUGUAAUGCCUGGGUGUUAGACGGAGACCUUUACCACAAAGGUCUGCAAGGAGUAGCUGUACCAGUGGACGCAAUCAGCAACACGUUGCUGCUGAUAACGGUUGACAUGUCACGGCCAUGGAACGCUCUGGACUCUCUCCAGAAGUGGGCCGCCGUCGCUAGGGAACACAUCGACAAACUCCGGGUCCCUCCGGAAACACUGCGGGAGCUGGAGCACAGACUUGUAAAGCAGUUCCAGGAGUACACAGAGCCAGGCAGCGGGGAGGACGGGACCCCGCAGAGGAGGAGUGAAGAGGAGGAGAGCGUGCUGCUGCCAUUAGGAGAGAACACACUCACACACAACCUGGGCAUACCAGUGGUGGUUGUCUGUACCAAGUGUGAUGCCAUCAGCACAUUGGAGAAGGAGCACGACUACAGAGACGAACACCUGGACUUCAUCCAGUCCCACAUCAGACAUUUCUGCCUGCAGUAUGGGGCAUCGCUGGUUUACACAUCAGUGAAGGAGAUGAAGAACCUGGACGUGCUAUAUAAAUAUCUGGUCCACAGACUCUACGGCUUUCCGUUCCACUGCCCUGCACAAGUGGUGGAAAGAGACGCUGUCUUCAUUCCAUCAGGCUGGGACAAUGAGAAGAAGAUCGCUAUACUUCACGAGAACUUCCAAACAGUAAAAUCAGACGACAGCUUUGAGGACGUAGUCGUCAAACCGCCUGUCAGAAAGAUUGUACAUGAAAAGGAGAUUCAGGCUGAAGACGACCAAGUGUUUCUGGUAAAAUUGCAGUCACUGCUCGCCAAACAGCCCGCUGUGACAGCAGGACGACCGGUGGACACCACCAGCAGAGCACCCACCGGUUCCCCCAGGACGAGUAAUCGCUCUGCAGCGGCCAACGUAGCUAACGCAAUGCCACAGUCAGGUCAAACCAGUGAGGGUGUCUUGGCCAACUUCUUCAACAGUCUACUGACAAAGAAAGCGGGAACAGGAGGGCCCGGGACGCCGGGUGGUGGUAACAACACUCCAGGAACUGUACGCAAGUCAGGUUCGAAGCUGGGCCUGAGUGAUGUACAAGCGGAGCUGGACCGCAUAUCCAGCCGGGAGACUGACUCGGACUUGCCCAAUGCCCACGAGACCCCUGCCACCGACGGCCAGGACACAUGAAGACCAACACGCUUCACCCUGCUCUACUUCUCUCCUCCUCCACCUCAGUCACCCUCCACCUCUUUUGCCCUUCCUCCCUCUACGCUCGCUCUCUGCUCCAUCACAAAGAAGCAGGGGAACAAAGAGGGAAGCAGGGGAAAAGGAAAGGUGGACACAGUUUUUGCUCCCCGUCAUCUUUCACUGUCCUCAAAGAGAAGAACUCGCCCUCUCUUCCCCUGCUCCCUUUCCCACAAACUCAUUCCACCACUCCACCCUCACCCCACCCCCCUCUCCCUCUUUCUUCCCUUCCUGGCUGUUACACCGAGGGCGAGUAUUUGUCACUGUUACAUACAAGACUGUCUGUUACAUGAGAGUUAAUGGGUAUGGGGGACCAAUGUGGGUGUGAAGGUUGGGAUGAGAAGAAGUGAGAGGUAGGUUGAAAAAGGAUAAAUGGCAAGAAUGAAAGCGUGGAUGUUUUAUCCAUCCAUUUAUUGUGAUGGUACAGUUAGUGUUUUUACGGUAGGAACUGCUGAAGGGCGCAUGUUGAGGAAACUGCACUUAGACUAGGGGUGAUUGCGUGAUUGUGUGUUUAAUGUAUGUGAGGCAAGUCACGUUUGGACAGAGGAAGAGUUCGAGAACAAAACAAAAAAAUGCCUGAAACAAAAUUGCAAAGAGUCUUGUUUUUUAAGAUGAAGGGAUGAACAUACUAGUAUUUGUGUAUGUAUGUGUGUGUGUUUGUGAGAGAGAGAGAGUGUGUGUGUAUGUGCGUGAGUAUGAGAGAGUGAGAGCAAAGCAGAUAAGAGAAAAUGAAGGAUGUUAUUACAACCUAGACUUGUACGUCGAGAGAUUUUUGGCUGUUUGCAUUGUCAACCAAAAGGCAAAAAAAAACAUGACUAUGCUCUUACACUACAAGCUGUUUAAAUACAGUGCAUACACUAUUAUUACGGCAGCCAUGUCUGCUAGACUACUCAAACAAAACCUGACAAAAAAAAUAUACUACAGAAUCAAACUUCACAGUCAAGCACUAGUCCUGUGUAGGAGACACCUGAGGUCCAUCACAGCACCAAAUUCUACAAUUGGCCAAACUCCCUCACACGGCUCAAACCUGUAGAUAACAGACAGCGCACUGGAAAAGGGUGGGUGGGUAGCUGAGCUUUACUUGUACAGAAAGAAGCACUAGUGAUUCAGUUCCAUAGUUACUGCGGGCAGCGUGGUGGGUGGGAAAGGGAAGGGGGUGGGGGGGUCCGAGUAUGGGAGGGUCACAUCAAGAAUGUACAGUCAUUGUCUCGCUGAUUGGUCCUGUUAUUUCAGAGCUCUGUGUUGGCGUUUGUAUAAUCAGAUCUGUUAAUCAGUCAAAUAAAAGGUGUAUUUAUUCGGAUUCA
This is a messenger RNA of Thunnus maccoyii (southern bluefin tuna), 3017 nucleotides long. RefSeq names its product dynein, cytoplasmic 1, light intermediate chain 1 (gene dync1li1). Gene Ontology annotation, molecular function: dynein heavy chain binding. Bases 16 to 1656 code for a protein of 546 amino acids. Gene Ontology annotation, biological process: microtubule cytoskeleton organization; microtubule-based movement. Gene Ontology annotation, cellular component: centrosome; cytoplasmic dynein complex. The transcript is spliced from 13 exons. Lineage: Eukaryota; Metazoa; Chordata; Actinopteri; Scombriformes; Scombridae. The record is from RefSeq and is a predicted model, not a curated record.